AAUCCAGCCUCCGGGCCAUGGCAGCCCAAGGAAGACGGGAAGGUCCCUGCAGGCGGCCGAGGGACCCGGGCUCUCCCCUGAGAGGCCCCUCGGGGACCAGGUCGAAGGGACGCGGGUUCCCAAAGGGGCACCUCCCCAUUCACGACCCACUCGGAGCCGGCUCCCAUCUCCCCAGGGAAGGCCCGUGUCCCUGCAGCGGAGCCGCCUUUCAGGCCUCCUUCUCCCGAGAGCCGCCGGUUCCCUUUCGCAGGAGGAGAACUCGUCAGCCGGGCCCCUCAUGCCUUGCGGGAGAGCUGAAGGCGUUCGGGGUUUGCCACUAUGGAGCCCGUGAGUAUUGACAACCUGUCAAUUUUGUAUCAAAGUGAGGACUUCAUUGUGGUCAACAAGCACUGGGAUGUCCGCAUCGACAGCAAGAUGUGGUAUGAAAAGCUGACUCUGCAGAGUCAGCUGAAAUACCGAUUUCCAGAACUUGCUGAUCCAGGCACUUACUAUGGCUUCCGGUUUUGCCACCAGCUGGAUUUCUCCACCAGUGGGGCACUUUGUGUGGCACUGAACAGAGAGGCGGCUGGCAGUGUGUACAAGUGUUUCAAAAAUCGGACAGUCACCAAGGCCUACCUUGCAUUGGUGAGAGGCCACAUCCAGGAGGCAAAGAAGAUGAUCUGCUUUGCUAUAGGGAAGAAUACGACUGAAGGGCUGACUCACAUGAUGUGCAUCGAAGGGACCGAUGGUUGCAAAAGCCCGAAACCUUGUCGGUCAGAACUUAUAGUCCUUGAAUAUGGGUUGUACAGUGGAGAGCCAGCAACAAAAGUGCUUUUACAGCCUCUCACAGGAAGAACCCAUCAGCUCCGAGUCCAUUGCAGUGCCAUCGGGCACCCAAUUGUUGGGGACUUUACCUAUAGCUUUAAGAAGGACAGUGCUCCAUAUCGGAUGAUGCUUCAUGCGUAUUAUUUGUGCAUUCCAACCAGCAAGGAGCUUAUCGAAGUGAGUGCUCCAGACCCCUUUGUUCCCUCCUUCGACAGCAGUUGGGUCCCUCAGCAUCUUAUACACCGCUUGGAUGAGCUGAUCCAGGAGUUGAAAGACAAGGGCAUUUGGGCAGGGGAGGAAGAAAAGCAGGAAGAUCCAUCUGCUGUCCUAAGUUGUGAGGUCACACCUGAAAUGAAGACCCAAGAAAUGGAGGAACAGCAAACCCACUGCAAGCAGUGGUUGUCUGAAUGGGCGCCGGAAUGAAAUGGUUACUCCUUUGCAAGUGAAAUGGAAGCCAUCUCUCUUUACCCUGGGGCUUGUGAACAGCCUCGAUCCCUGGACAAAGAAGGGCACAUUUCUGCUUUAGUUGCAAAAUUCCCCAGGAAUGAGGAGCACUGCAGCCCCAGAUUGUAACUCUAAAAGUUAUGUGUCUGCAUUGCAAUAUUUUAGUUUUCUUGGCUCAGCAGUCAGGAGAGAGGACAGGCAGGCAGGAUUGGUGACUUUAUUGGGUGUACAAAGGGACUGAAUUGAUGUGUAGGUAGUCCUUAUCAAAAUUGGUCACAAUUGAGGCCAACAUUUCUGUUGCUAAGCAAGAUACUUAUUAAGUGGAUUUUGCUUCAUGUUAUGACCUUUCCUGCCACAGUUGUUAAGCGAAUCACUGCAGUUGUUAAGUUAGUAAUGGUUAUUAGGUAAACCUUGGCUUUCCCAUUGACUUUGCUUGGCAGAAGGUCAUCACGUGACCCCUGGGUCACUGCAACACAUAAAUACAUGCCAGUUGCCAAGCACUCAAAUUUUGAUCAUGUGAUUGAUUGCAGGAAUGUGGGAAUGAUUUCAAAAAGAAAAGACAGAAAAUGGAGUUUGAUGGCUUGGUUAGGUUAAAUUCAAAAAACUACUGAAUGCUUUAUUGCUGUGCGGGAGAUACUGGGUAUUGAUGGAGGGCUAAGAAAACCUCUGUCUAGAAUAGAACAGAAUUCUUUAUUGUCCAAGUGUGAUUGGACACACAAAGAAUUUGUCUCCGGUGCAGAAGCUCUCAGUGUACAUAUGUACAACAACAAAGUGAUAGAU
Messenger RNA from Notechis scutatus (mainland tiger snake), 2028 nucleotides. It is a transcript of the gene RPUSD1, whose product is annotated as RNA pseudouridine synthase domain containing 1. The record is from RefSeq and is a predicted model, not a curated record. Gene Ontology annotation, molecular function: pseudouridine synthase activity; RNA binding. Lineage: Eukaryota; Metazoa; Chordata; Lepidosauria; Squamata; Elapidae. Gene Ontology annotation, biological process: enzyme-directed rRNA pseudouridine synthesis.